This is a messenger RNA of Penicillium cinerascens, 1809 nucleotides long. RefSeq names its product gamma-glutamyltransferase family protein. The record is from RefSeq and is a predicted model, not a curated record. The transcript has 3 exons. The coding region runs from base 1 to 1809 and encodes 602 amino acids. Lineage: Eukaryota; Fungi; Ascomycota; Eurotiomycetes; Eurotiales; Aspergillaceae.
AUGCCGCUCAACGCCAAAGCUGUCUACGGCAGAGCCGAGGCGGACCUGGUCCCCUUCGCCAGCCGGCGCAGCACCGUCCACAGCCGAAAUGGCAUCGUGUCAUGCACUCAGCCGCUGGCCGCUGCAGCGGGUCAACGAAUUCUCAGCCAGGGUGGAAACGCAGCAGACGCAGCCGUGGCCGUGGCUGCCGCAAUCAACAUGACGGAGCCAGGCUCGACUGGAAUCGGAGGCGACAUGUUCUGCCUUUUCUACGACUCCAAGACCAAGAAGGUUCAUGCAAUGAAUGGAUCGGGUCGAUACCCAGGCGCCGCGAGCCUGGAGCAGGUGCGCAAAGACCUGAACAUCGCCCCCUCCGAGCAGGGAAGCAUUCCCAUGCUAAGUGCCCUCGCCUCGACUACCCCCGGAGCGCCUGCCGGUUGGGUGGAUACCGUGGAGAAAUUCGGUAGCGGCAAGUUGUCGAUGGAGCAGAUUCUACAACCGGCCAUUGACCUGGGCGAAGAGGGAUUCCCAGUGUCGGAGCUCUCGUCUCGGGGAUGGCAAGAAGCUGAAAAUGACAUCCGCAACGCAUCUCCCAACUUCCGUGAGAUGCUCAAGAAUGACCCCUCCGCCAAGGACGGUGUACGCAGCCCGCGCCCGGGGGAGAUCAUGAAGAACCCUACACUGGCAAGGACCUUCCGCACUCUGGCAGCGGAGGGAAAGAAGGGCUUCUACCAGGGUCGAAUCGCCCAGGAGAUCGUGAAGGUGGUGAAGGAUCUGGGUGGAUAUAUGACACUGGAAGAUCUGGCCUACCAUGCCGAGGUCGGCACUCAAGAGGUCGAUGCCAUUUCUCUGAAAUUCACCGGUCAAGACAUCGUGCCCAAGCAAGGUGCCGGAACAGACGGUCCCAACCAGGGUGUUGAGAUCUGGGAGCACCCACCAAACGGCCAGGGCAUCGUCGCCCUGAUGGCGCUGGGAAUCAUGGAAGAGCUUGAGCGAAGUGGAAAGAUCCCACGGUUCAGUGAAGCGCAGCAUAACUCGGCGGAGUAUCUCCAUGCAGUGAUUGAAAGCUUGCGGAUUGCUUUUGCCGAUGCCGCCUGGUGGGUGACCGACCCCGACGUGGAGCAAGUGCCAUCGCAAGGUUUACUGGCGCGCGAAUACCUGGCCGAGCGAGCCAAGCUGUUCGCCCCCGAGCGCGCAGCCGAUCUGUUGGACCACGGCAGCCCGGCACAUAAUCACUGCGACACCGUCUACUUUGCCGUGACCGAUCGUGAAGGCAACGGCAUUUCCUUCAUUAACAGCAACUACGCCGGCUUCGGAACGGCUAUCAUCCCCGCUGGAUGCGGCUUCACUCUGCAGAACCGCGGCGCCAACUUCUCGCUUCAGCCCGGUCAUCCCAAUGCACUGGCACCGCGCAAGCGGCCAUACCACACCAUUAUCCCGGCACUUAUUACCAAUGUGGCCGAUGGAUCCCUGCACUCCGUGUAUGGAGUCAUGGGUGGCUUUAUGCAGCCCCAGGGUCAUGUUCAGGUUCUGCUCAACAUGCUCGCGUUCGGAUAUCACCCCCAGGCAGCCCUGGACUCUCCACGUAUCUGCAUUGCUGCACCUACAUCCGACAGCACAGACCGCACGAUUUACGUCGAGGAAGGAAUAAGCGAACAGGCUGUGGAGGGCCUGCGCCGUCUGGGCCAUAAGAUCGAGGUGCUUUCAGGCUGGAAGCGCUCCAUGUUUGGUCGGGGCCAGAUCAUUCGUUUGCACUACGAUGAAGGACAGCAGGUAUACAGCGCUGGAUGUGACCCCAGAGGUGACGGAAUGGCAUUCCCCAUGCUUUAA